Messenger RNA from Hylaeus anthracinus, 15905 nucleotides. Its product is annotated as titin. Gene Ontology annotation, biological process: homophilic cell-cell adhesion; axon guidance; dendrite self-avoidance. NCBI's taxonomy places the organism in Eukaryota, Metazoa, Arthropoda, Insecta, Hymenoptera, Colletidae. The transcript is spliced from 53 exons. Gene Ontology annotation, molecular function: cell-cell adhesion mediator activity. Gene Ontology annotation, cellular component: plasma membrane; axon. The record is from RefSeq and is a predicted model, not a curated record. Bases 139 to 15690 code for a protein of 5183 amino acids.
ACGGUCCUUUCCCGACACGAGGUUUCCCAGUGCUGGCGAUUCCACCGCGUUGUUCCGUGAGAUGGUCCUCGAGGAUGUUCUGAGCUCGUCCCAACCUGGCCAACUCGACCAACUGGAUCCCCGUCGUUUCCUCUCGUCAUGCCCACGAAGAAUCUGGAGGCGGUGGACAUUCUGGAAGCCCUCGAAUCGAAGCUCGCGUACAUUCCAGGGGGGCGUGAUCCAGAAGGAAGACCUUUGAUAGUCGUCAACGUACCGUCAGAAUUACAACCCACUACAAAACCACGAUUGGAGUGUCUCUUUGCGUACUUCUUGUCAAUUUUUAGCGAGGAAACGAAGAGGAACGGGUUAGUCCUGAUCGUGGAUGCACGAAAGGGUGCGUGGCGUGUUGCGAGGUCGUGCAUAAGACUGUCGAUGAUGCUACUAGGACCAUCAGCUGCUUCUGUGGUCGUGGUGCGUCCUGAAGGUUUCUGGGACAAACGGGUCGACAGUUGCACGAGGUCCCAUAAAGAAGGAGAGCCGACGUACAUUACUCUAGGAAGGCUUCCGCUUCACGUUGAUUUUGCUCAACUGCCGUAUGAACUGGGUGGCAAUAAACUGUACGAUCACACGGAGUGGAUUCAGAACCGCGUGAAAGUAGAAGACUAUAACAAGGAUGCAUCGGAUCUUAUAGCAAGGAUGACAGACGUGCACCGAAGACUAACCUGUCUGAACGCGUUUCGGAUGUCUGAAUCGGACGAGGAUUUGGAGUCCUACUGGGAGAUGAGCACGAAAUUGACGUCUGUUGCCCGACACAUUCUUCAGUCAGGUAGAAAUUUAGUGACUUCGAUGAGCAGGGAUUCCGCGAAGGACGCUUUGGAUACUACAAAAGGAAUUCACGAACUCAUGGACUCUAUCGAAUUGAAGAAGAUGGACAUUGAAAAUUCGUGGUCAGAAAUGGAGAGGAACCUGGACACUGCCAGAGUAAUCGGUGAUCUCGAGAAGGGUGUGUCUCGUGUCACCGACUGGAUCCUUGGACCAGCUGACGCAAUGCUGAAUUCCUGUUGCCAGGUUGGGUUCGAUGUUUCCUCCUCGGAAGAGCUACGAAGGCGACACGAGGAAUUGGAAUUAGAGUGCAGGGAGACGUAUGGUCGAUACGCGGAAUUGCUCCACAAGAUCGACAGUUUGCCAAGCACACGAUUGUCAGAAGAUCUGAAAUCCCAGAGAGACUUCAUGGAUUUCGUGUGCAGGAGUUUCGCGUCUAGACUCGAGAGGCGACGGAAUGUCCUGAUCACCUCGCAAAGGUUCUUCAGACUGGUUUCCGAGUACUUCGACAAAACGAGCGACGUGUUCGAUAAACUGGUGAUGGGCAAUAGAACUCAUGAUUUUUCUCAGGCUGCUGGAUACCUUCUGAAGCUAGAACAAAGUCAGGCUAUUCUUGAAACGUUGGAGUGUGAAUUAGUGAAGGAAGGUGAAAAAUUGUCGGACAUACUGUCGAUGCCUGUGAAGGAUGCCCUCGGUCGUGACGUGCAAGUCGACUAUGGCGAAGACAUAGUGAACGUCAGAGAUAUUUUGGAUGCAACGAACGCUAGAAAGAAUAUCUUCAACGACAGCGUUGAAUUGCAGAAGCUGUCUCUGAAACAAAUCGCUUUGAUAUAUACCUACGAAAGCGACGCUGAACAGGCUGUCAAGUGGUUAAACGAUUUGUACGAUGUUCUUUUGAAGAACCACAUGGAAAUUGGUUGCAACGCGCUUGAAAUUCAGUUGCAGAAAGAGGAACAUCAAUCGUUUCAAGAAACUGCCAAGGGGACUUACGAUUAUGGCUGCCAAUUAGUGAACGGUGCUCGUGUGCUAAGAUUAUCCUGCAGGCUACCCCUAGAAAAUAACGCGACUCUCUUCUCGAGGCUGCGUCAGGCCUGGAAGCAGCUUCGAUCCGUUGGUCAAGAACAAUUGACUAGGUUGAGAGUGUGCGCAGUUUUCCACAGGAGCGUCGAAGAUGUACGCACGCACUGCAGCAAGUUAUGCGAUCUGAUCGAGUCAGUGGGCUGCCUGCGUCGAUCGUCGAAAGCGGAGGAUCUGGCGGCAGAGUCGCGAGCCAGGGCGGAGAUAAGGGACAUCUUGGGCAAUCGGGAGAAGCUUCUUCUGGAAGUGGGACGAAUGGUGCGGCUUGGUCGCCUGUUGAGGACCAGACUGAAAGAGCCCCUGUGCCAUCAACGAAUGUCUGAAGCCGAGGAUGCCUCGGGUAAAGUCAGUAACUUGACAGCGGUGGAGGCGAUCUCGGCGAGAUUGGCGGAAGUAACGCGGCUCGCCGAGAAGCUAGACGCCAGGCUCUGCGAGGCGGGAGCCAGGACUCGACCAGUUCCCAUGUCAUCAUCCGCGAUGUCCUCCACAUCGUCCUUGUUCUCCUCGUCGAGCGUCGUUACAGCGACAACGACUGCUCCCAGCCACUGCCAACCGAUUUCCGCCGCGAUUACGACGACAGGAGUCACCAACGGGUCGGUGAUACCAUUGAUAAGCUCGUCGACGACCACGGUCCAACUUCAGCCUAAAUCCAUCUCCACGAUUCUGUCUGCGCCGGUAUCCACGACCAAGGGCGCUGGAACCGCGAGUUUUUCGUCAGUGGCAGGUGUGGCGACAUCGACGCCAUCGGUAUCUGCGGACGAAACGAUUUCUACGAGCACUGUCGUUGAGAGAAUUCUAUCUCCAGUGUUGGAGGCUUCCAUAGGGCUCGGGGUGGAUGCUGCGAAGAAUGCUUGUGGAGGGGACAGCGAAACUCGCGAUGGUUCCAGUUCUGAGCGAAUCUUCAUUGAAGAGGGUGACAGACAGGAAGAAGACGUUAUGGAGGUGAUGGUAAGGUCAUGCGACAACAGCGUCGGGGACGACUCAAACAUCGAGGGCUACGUGACCGCUACCGAGUGCUCGACCCCGACAGGACGUUCCAGAAGCGCGUCUUUUGUUACUUCUCCAGAAUGCGAAGACCUUUCUGCUCCAGCGACCGUAACGUCCCCGCGCGAUGCUUGGUGGAACACCGAGGAUCCUAAAUUUAUCGCCACGAGCGCAGCGGUGUCCUCAUCUGUAAUUAAACAAGAAGAUGCCUCGAAGGUUCCAGGAAUAGCGGAAAAAACUGUACUGAUAGAGGUCUCGAAGCCGGAAGUUUGCAAGAUGAACGGGGAAAAGGAAAUUGAGAAAACUGUGUCUGUCGAGAAGAGGGUAGAGGAAAAAUCUGGAAAAAUCGUGAAGGAAGUGACGGAAACCACGACUCUGCGUGUAUCGCACGACACUCGAUUCGGGGUCACAUCUUACAAGGUGGUAUCCAACACUCUUCAGGAUCAUCGUGAGAACGUCGACAUUAAAGAAAUGAAGGAUAUCGAACGCGUUGUGUCGUCGGAUGCCCAUAGAAAAACGAACGGAGUACAUCACGAAACAGAACCCAGCUCGAAAACUGAGUCGUACAGUCGCAGGGAUGAGCUUUCGACAAAAACCGACGAUACUGAACGCAUGAUAAAGUUUACGAAGAUUUGCGAGCUGAAGGAAGAAGAGAAACCACGCGUAGAAGAGAAAUCCAUGGAUGCUUCGAAGGAUAUGACGUUAUCCUUGAAGGAGUAUACGCGCCACCACGAGGACAGCGGGAUCGAAAUGUCACCCACGAAGAAGGAGGACAGUAUAGAAGGGCAAGAUUUCCUCGAAAGAGCGAGGAAGAGGAGAAACACGAGAAUGGUGGACGGGCACGAUUCGAUGGAAACGAUGGAGAAUGGCGAGGGACCUCCUGAGAAGGAAUCACGAACAGUGGUGGUGUGCAACGAGAAUGCACCGCAACAAACCACCACUCCGACGACCACCAUAAGCACCAUAGCCGUGCAGAGCGGUGAAACGCGCCUGGUGAUCGCUCUACUUCAAAGCGGAGAAUGGCUGAGACUGAAAGUUCUGGAGGUCCAACCAGAAUUAACGAAGCUCGGUGGUUCGCUAGAAGAGGCUACCGAAUUCUCGAAUGCACACGACGAAGUUCUGCUUCGAUUACAGAGCAAACAGAGUCCAGUGGAGGAGCUGCUGCGGCAGGCUGAUCAGUUGAUUUCGAACCAAAGGCCAAGAGCGGAAGUGUACGCUGCGAUGGCGGAGACUUUGGGCCAGGCAUGGCGCGACGUGAACGAGCUUCUGGAACGCAGAAAACAGAUCCUUGACUCCAACGUGUUGUUUCAAUGUCGAGCGGAAGAAUGUCGUGAAAACAUGAGAGCCCUAGAAAUGGCUUGCAACGACACGCUGCUACCCAUUGAGAUCGAAGCGGUGAAAAAUUUCUUAUCGAAGAUCCACGAUCUUCGGAAGAACAUGCUGGAGGCACUGAUGGGCGCCUUGCAGGAGGGAAAGAAUUUGUUGGACAGAUUGAAGGAGAUCGCGAACGAAGGUACCUUGGACUCCAGGCCGGACAGGAUCAAACUGGAAGCUGAUCACGCCGUAUUAAAAGUUGAAAGAUGGUUGGAGGAGCUCCACGACAGAAGACGACUGAUCGAAACGUCGUUUCGUAGCAGAAAGACUCAAUUGGAACAAUGCCUGGCUCUGGCUCUGCUGGCGACGGAUCUACGCGAUCUCGAAGAGAUCCUGAACGACAGGAUUGCUGCUCUUUCGAGUACCUGCGAUCAGCUAGGAGAUUCCGCGUCCAGCGCGGAAAUACUCCUAUUCGAACUGAAAAAGUUGCAGGCCGAAGCGAAGGAGUUCCAAGACAGAUCGAUCAAGAUAACGAAGUCGACCGAACGAUUGGUGUCAUCGGGACACUUUGCCGGCGAGCAAGCGACAGAACAAGCUUAUGCCAUCCUCGGCGCCGCGGCUGAUUAUGUCAACGACUUGGAUCAGUAUGAGGCGUUGCUCAAUAGGGCCGUGACCUUCUUUGAUUCGGCGCGAUCGGCCCUCACGAAACUGGAUCAACUAGAGAUCCAGCUAGUGACGACGGAGCAUCCCCCAUUCUCGACAGGAUUAGCGCGUUUCCAUGCUCAAAUGGUCGCCACCAUAGAAGACGUAACCUCGAAACCAUUAGCGGAAGGAUACGCCCUCCUCGAUGUCACAGGAAGAGGAGCGCCUGGCGCCGAGGGUGUGAAACGGACGGUGGAGGAACUGGAGAACCGAAAGAUUCGCCUAAUGGAGCGAUGCACUGCUCACGAGAAAGAGAACCUCGAGAUAUCUAGAACCAUAAACACGUUUCUGGACAAACGCGACGAGCUACGAAAAUGGCUGUCGAGCAUCCCCGAGGCGUUUCUUCAGGGUCAUCAGGACAUGGGCAGUGACGUUCCCAUGGCAGAAGAUUUCUGUCGAUUGCAUCGUCAGCUACUAAACGACCUUGAGAGAAGAUCUGGCGAGGUCCGGAAUCUCGAGUUCGAGAUACUCCCUAUCAAAGAUCGACUGGAGGAGUCACAAAAGAUAGAAUUGCAGUCGAAGGUCGCCGACCUUGAGAAUUCUUGGUCGAAAACGAAGGACCUGGUAGCGACGAGAAUCGAUUUGGGAACGCUUUACUGCCAAUUUCACGUGGACGCCGAAAAAUUGACGAGGGAAAUUGAAUCCAUUGAAAAUGAACUGACGAGGCAUACGGAUGUCUUCGACGAGGUCAAAGUUGAGGAGCUAGAGAGACGAUGGAAGGACUUGCAGCCGCUUUAUGCGAAACUCUCUAGCAAUGGAAAGACAUUCCUGGACGCUGCUGUGAAGAUCGACGACCCCUAUCUCGACGUACACAGAGCCUGUUUGUGCGUUCAGACACUUUUGGAUAAGUUCGCUAAUAAGCAAUUGCAAUUGAAAAGAGUCACCAGCGAAAUUUUAAUGGAAAAACGCAUCGAGUACGAGCGAAAGAUUGAAGAAAGUACAAAGACAUUAGAGACAAUUACGACAUACAGCGAGCAACUGUAUCCAGUGAUAAGAACUCAGUCCUCCGAAACAAUGGACAUUCUCCAGGACUUACAAAGUUCGAAACUUCGCGUUCCGUUCGAGUUAAACAAAGCAGUGAAGGAAUUGGACUCUAGAAUUAGAAGCAUGAACACUUUGGGUCAGAAAGGAGACGCACAAGUUGCCGAAGAGAUCAUGAAGAGACUUCAACAGGCGCACUCGAAUAUGCGUACGACAGCUACUGACUAUGAAAUUCUCCUGGACUCGUUGAUAUCCAUUUUCCAGAACAUCGAAGAUAUCAAGCGCGAAAUCGAUCAGCUGAAGAUUCAGGCGGAGCGUGUAAUGUCCCUGAAGAGCAUACAUGAGGUGGAAACCGCAUCCAGCGAGCUAGACAUGAAAAAGAAGGUGAUCAACGAUCGAUUGGGUCAACUGAACGCAAAAACGGAAGAAGUAGUAGCUACGAUCAGGAAACAGGAACCACCAGAGGCUGCUGCUCAGGACAUUGAAAAAUUGAACCACGCAGCGUUGUUGGCGGUGAUCGAUUUUACUUUUUACGAGUGUCAGAUGAAGCAAAUCGAGGAGCAUCGACGAACCUGCGUGUUCGCGGAAGAUCUAGAGAGGAUCCACAGCGAGCUACACGACCUGAACGAACACCUGAGAUCGGUGGAUGCGAAGAUUGGCGAAAAUCUUCAGGUAGUCAGGAACGCUGCUGCUUCUUUCGUGCAGUUUGAGAAAACUGUCAAGAUUCUAGAGGAAAGGAUCGAGACAUUCAUAAAAACGACGGAGGAAUCCGUUUCCGUUCUAACGCCACAAAUUGCGAGUGACAUUUCCUCGUUGAGAGAAAGGUGGAGAAACCUUAGGGAGAAGGUAGAAGAAACGAAAAAACGUAUGAACCUGAGUGUGGACUAUUUCGUACUUUUGGAGGAAGCUAAAGACUGGAAUAGAACGGGUAGCAAAUUGUUGAUGGCGAUCGCGAGGAAAGCGACCAUGGUGAAAGCACCGAAAGACGCAACGGAGUUGCUUCAGGAAAUCGAAGAGUAUUUAAAACCGGGCGAAGAGAUGCAGGAGAAGAGGAUCGAGAAGUUGAAGCAACUGUCGACUAUUGUUUUCGGUACGGACAGACUGCCGCAAUUCAACGAGGUGAUUGUUGAGAAUCGUCAGAUGCUGGACUCGUUCGCCGUCGUUUCCUCGGAGUUGCGCACACUGGCGGAGAACUUGAGGAAUACCGAGGAUUUACGCGAGAAGCUACGAAUCGAGAAACAGGAAACAAACGAGCAGUUGCAGGCCGCCAAGGAAGUGAUGGCAGCUGCGGAAGCAGCCAGGCAGGAGGCUGAGAACGCUAGGAAAAUCGCUGAGAAACUCGCGGCAGAAACGUUGGAGAAGGCUACGAUGGAAGCAAAGAAGAUGAAAGAGGAGAGGGAAACCCAAAAGGUUUCUGCACCACCGUUGUGCUCGGUGUCUGCGCAGACUGAGAAGAUAGAAACUAUUAAAGACGGGAGUUUCGUCAAAGAAAGUGUCACUUCGUCCAUCACCACUAAAGAAAUACACAUUUUGCAAAAGACGGAGAUCGAGGAGACAGUUCCAGUGGUUCAACGCGAGCCAAGUCCAUUGAAGAAAGUCGCUACAAAAGACAUACACGAGCAAUCUUAUGAAACACUCCCGAAGGAAGAGGUUCUACCCUUAGCUCCAGAGUUCUCCAUCCCCCUGAACGAUGCCACGGUUCAAGAGGGCGAGAAGUUCACCUUUCAGUGUAACCUUAUCGGUCAUCCAUUGCCAGAAGUGGUUUGGUACAAGGAUGGAAUUUCAAUCCUAAAUAAUCCAGAUUAUUUGACCACUUACGUGCAAGGUUCUUGUACCCUGACGAUCGAGGAGACCUUUGCCGAGGACUCUGCCAAAUACACCUGCAGAGCGUUCAAUAUCGCUGGUUCGGCUGAAACAACUGCUACGUUGACUGUCAGUGAGACUGCACCGGAAGAACAACCGAGUCCACCAGUGUUUGUAAAAGAGUUGGUGCCAUCGGUGGUAACGGAAGGCGCAUCUCUUCGGAUGGACUGUGUCGUCGAGGGCAAUCCUCUGCCCACCGUACAGUGGUACAAGAACGACACUAAUAUCGACAAUUCGCCCGACUACGUCAUCACUUACAACAAUGGCGAAGCUGUUUUGAAGUUCGAUGAAGUGUUCCUGGAGGACAAAGCCACUUACACGUGCAAAGCCGCGAAUCGAUUGGGUCAAGCUUCUACUUCUGCUUCUCUGACUGUGGAAGCGGUGCCGAUUAGCCAGGAGAAACCACGUUUCGUGACACCCCUAUCGAACGCGAUGGGAAGGGCAGGCCAGAGGGUGAAACUCGAAUGCGAAGCAACAGGAACACCCAUGCCAACGAUGACCUGGUAUCACGAUGAAAGACCUGUCGAGGAGACCACGAAAUUAAAGAUCCAAACGGACAACGGUAGGAGCAGCUUGGUUAUCUCCGAGGCCUUCGCAAAGGAUGCUGGAUGCUACAUGGUGGCUGCCAGGAACGAUGCCGGCGAGGCCACGGUGUCCUGCAACGUCUCCGUGAAGGGACGUUUUCCUCAAGAUACCAGCGACUCAGAGCUCGCUUGCAGCGACAUGGAACCCGUGGUACCGAAGAUUCAGAUGCCCUUGAAGGACCACAAGGCCCAGGAGGGACGGACGGUUAGGCUGGACUGCGUGAUCGUAGGCCAACCUGAGCCUGAAGUAAUCUGGUACCACGACGAGCAACCGGUGAAGGAGUCAGCCGACUUCCAGCUGCUGUUCCAGGGUGACAAGUGCUCCCUGGUGAUCCACGAGGCCUUCCUGGACGACGCUGGUGUGUACAAAGUCGUCGCCAUUAAUUCUGGCGGCGAAGCGUCUAGUCAGUGCACAUUAACAGUGACGCCGGUCACCGUUACGGAUGAGCUGGAUAAAGCGCGACCGCCAGUGGAGGAAACGUUCGUACCUGGUUCACCACCGAAAUUUGUGAAGCUUCCGACAGACUCGCUGGUAGCAGAGGGCGAGAACGCCAUUUUCGAAUGCACGGUGACUGGCGAACCGAAACCAGAGUUGAGGUGGUUCUUGGACAAUGUGGAGAUCACUGCGAACGAAAGAAUCUUGAUCAAGCAGUCUGAAGAUGGAACAGGCAUACUGAAAAUUUCAUCAGCGAUCCCUGAGGACAGAGGCAAUUACGUGGUGAAGGCCAUCAACGUCCACGGAGAAGCGAAGGCUUUCGCCAGGCUGGUCGUGAGAUCCUUAGGCGAUUUCAGAGGAAAGGAGGAAUUCAUACAGAUGGAGGAGAAACUGAUUGCACCUACGUUUAAGGAAAGAUUCGAGGACAGAAGUGUUCUUGAUGGUGUCUCCACGAAAUUCGAAUGCAUCGUUGUUGGAAAACCAUCUCCAAAGAUCCAAUGGCUGUUUAACGACCGUCCCGUUCAUGGAAAGGACUUCUUGGUGUCGGUCAGCGGGGAUAGGCAGGUGUUGACGAUUCCAGAGACAGAAAGCACGCAUGUCGGUACGAUUUCCUGCGUGGCGGAGAACGCUGCUGGCAAAGCUACCUGCAGUGCUCGUUUAGAGAUCGGUGGCUGGCCAAGGGAGAAGGAAAAUAAGGCUGCAGCGGUUGCAGAGGCUGAGAGGGUGUUCGAGCUAGUCGAGAGAUUGCCCAGCGACGAAAUGCACGCGUCGAGCAGCAGCGACAAGCACUUCUCCGCGGAGAAGACGUCCGCGACAGGGGCUGAGAACGAAGUGCUGACCAAGAUGUCGCAGAUCAUCACAGAGUCCUCCACCACGCACACCACCACGAAGAAGGAGUUCGUCUCGUCGAUGAUGUCCUCUAGCACGACGAAAUCUGGACAGGAACCGACCAGCGUUUGCGUGAAGACCACUGUGCACAGCACUGAGCAAGCGUCAUCGGAGAACGGGGCACCUCCUGUUGUGCAGUCGUACAAAGUGGAAGAACAUGAGAAGAUCAUACAGGACCAGCCAGGUGAAAUUCGACAAGAGAAGACAGUUGUUGUAUCUCAAGAUGAAGAAGGAAUCAAACGAGACAUCAAGGCUGCGCAGAUACCAAAACCAACCAGGAAAUCGACGGCACCAAGAUUCGUCUCACCGAUCACAGGGAUGAUCGUAGAUCAGGAUAGCGACAUCGUCCUUGAAGGAAUCAUUGACGGUUUUCCUCAGCCUUCGAUUACCUGGUCGAAAAAUGGACAAGAGUUAAAGACAAAAGAUGGCAUGAGUAUAAGUUACGCGCACAAUCACGUCCGCCUGGAACUGAAGAAAGUCAAUGUCAAGGACGCAGGAAGGUACACAUGCACAGCGAGCAACGAAGUUGGAUCCGCCAGUAGCACAGCUGAUCUUGUUGUCAAAAAAACAAUAUUCCCACCGGUGUUCGGUAGAAGGCUCCAGGCUCAAGUCGUGAAACGCGGAGACCGCGUUAACAUGGAAGUGGAAAUCACAGGAACCCCGGAACCGACCGUUACUUGGUUCAAGGACGACAUCCCGAUCAAAGACCGUCCACCUGAACUGAGAAUUAAGCAGCAAGGAAACUGUUACAUGCUGAUCAUUGACAAAGCUAACAAGGAACAUGCUGGAAAGUACAUGGUUCGGGCAACGAACGCUGGUGGAGAGGCGCAAAGCAUAGCCGACUUUGCUGUUUUCGAGCCAACGCCAGACACCAUGGUCGAGGUUCACAAAACUGUCAUCUACGAGAACACGCAGGACAAGAAAAUCCUUCAGUCCGAGAAAGAGAAGGGGGAAGACUCUUCCAUGAAACAGACAAGCGAACUGUUAUCCACGAAAACGAUCCAACCGAGCACUAUAAUAAAACCACCUCCGAGCGUCACAUCCUCAUCGAUGUCUCAAAUUAGCCGCACGGUGGAGAAGAUCGGAGAACCGGAAAUGCAGAUGUCUCGAUCGGAAACCAUUUCAUCAACCGUCGAGUCUCAUCAGAUGGAGACUAAAUCCGAGCAAAAGUUCCACAUGAAGCUAGAACACAAGACACCACCAGUGAUAGAGCCGAAGAAGGAAGUAAAGACCAUGAUGAAGGAGGUGAUUCGCGAAGAAAAGAAAAUCCUUGAGCCAGAGGCCACAGUUUUCGAAGAGAAAACCACCAUCGAGAACGAGAACGUAGAGACAUCGACGAUAGCUAAGAAAGACGCUCUAAGCUUCUUCGAGUCUAUGACGAAAGAGACGGAGACCUCGCCUAAACGGCCCAAAGAGAUGAUUAAAUUGGUUGACGAUACAGACGGUCACGAAGUGAAGGUUGGAAAGCUGACGAAGAAUUACGAGCGAUCGACCACGUUUCAGGAAGUCAAGAAACCUGAACCCAGGCCCAUGGAAGCCCAAACCACGAAGAAGGCCGUUCACGAGAUUUUCACGAAGCUGGAGCAAGGAACCGGUCCAUCUCGAGGCGUCGAUAAUAAGCUAUUCGACUUCCCUUACGAGUCCUACAAACCGUCUCCAGUGGAGACGAAGAAGACAGUCGUGGAGGAAACGAUCACUUCAGGCUCGUCUUCGCGUCAGGAGUCCAUGAUGAUGUCCACCAAGAUGGAGUCUCGAUCGGAAAGCUCAGAGGUACUCAUGGGCGGUUUCAACCUGUUACCCGAACCACCCCCAGAGAUUGGUUACAUGCCCAAGCCGGAAGAAAUAAAAAAAAAACGCCCUGACGUGUCCAUCAAGGCAAAACAACUCCAGGAAUCCUUCGAGAAGACCCUGUCCCCCAUCGAUGCGCCAAUUGGCGGUGUAAAGAUUUUCCCCUCACCCUCUCCUCGUGUUAUAGAACCCCCGAAAUUCACCGAAGCACCAAAAUUGACGCCGUCGUUUUCAAUGCCACCACCUCCCUUCCAACUCGAAAAGAAAGAGAUAAUCGAAGAGGUGUGCGUUAAGAGAGACAUCCACGAGAAGAAGGACAAAGACUUGCCAUCGUUGAGACCAAUUUCUCCCAGUAGACCGUGGUCUUCGUCUUCAGACGUCGAGACGAGGUCUCACAUAUCCACCGAUCUCUCGGAGUACAGGUGUCAUUCCGCCGCCUCCAGUCAUCAGGAAACCUUGAGAUCCACUUCACCAAGACCAUCAGCAGACGGCCUGGCGAUGGAAAAAUCCUGGGCGAAAAAAUGCGCCGAUUCCACCAGGAAAUCGUGGCCUCCGCAGGAAGAGCCUGUUACGAAAUUCAAACACGAGUGGCAAACACCUGCCGAGGAAUACAAAACAUCUUCCAAAGAGUUCAAACGCGAAGUGGAGGAGUUGCCCGAGGGUGGGAUGAAGAAGACCAGCAGCGAGUCGUCGAGCACAAUGGAAAGACGUUCCUGGAGCACGAAACAGGAAGCGACGGAAAGAUUCAUGAAGAGAGCUCCGUCGCCACCGAGGACUCAACCGAUCAUCUACAAUGCUGAGACCAUCAAGGUGGAUCACACCGUGAACAAGAUCGAGGAGAAAUCGUUAUACGAGAAGUACAGCAGCGAGUGCGACGUGAAGAAGUCGGAAGUGUCGGAGAAGAUCGAGCAGUUCAACUCGAAGAGUCGUUGGACUGGCACGGAGGAUUUGAAGGCUCCCGGUCUAGUCAGAAGCGUCGAGUCGCCGAAGAAACCUGUUGUUCAAUUGUAUCACUUGGCCGAACCGGCGCUGAUGGUUGAUCAGAUCAUACUGGAACCAGGCCCACCGCCGGAAAUUGGUUACAUCCCAGGGCCAGUUGUCAGGGAGAAGAAGGUCGACAUGGUGGAAAAGCAGAUGGAGGUGUCUCUGGAGCAGCAUCAGCCAACUAAAAUUCCUCCAGGUGGCAUCAGAACUAUACCUGCAUCGCCUAAAAGGGAGGAACCUCCGGCGCUACCACCGAAGGAUGUUCGAAUGACUCCUCCACCUCUACCAGCAAAGACUUCAGCUCCUAUAGAACCCUUGGAACCUUUCCCAUUCAAGCCUUCUCCAGCGCCAGCUGUUACAAAAACACCAAAGGUACCUCCUCCGCCGACACCUACUAAAUUUGUUAAAGGAUCAUUCGCCAUGGAAAGCGACUACGAGUCAGACAUGGACAGUCACUUGAAAUCAAAAUGGAGGCCCUACGAGAGCGACAACGAAGAACCCCGUUAUCGAAGGGUCCAACCUCCUGUGCCUAAACAACCCACCAGACCAAGGUCUACGGAGCCUGAACCUCUUCCUCCUUCUAAAUUCGAGGUCCCUCCGGAAUCUGGAGGGCUAUCCAGGCCACUGAUCGCGAGAGAACAGCAGGAGAAAAUUUGUAAGAAGGUCACUACCGUGAAGAGGCAGGAGAAGGAAGUGAAACAGCAGCAGAAGUACCCAGUCAUUCAGCCAGCUCCAAUAGAGUUGAAACCUGGAUCUCCUCCGAUUUACGUUCAACCAACCGCGAAGAGUCCAACGCCGAAGAGUCCACCAGCCAAGAAACCAGAGUCUCCGAAAUUCAAGGUGAAGAUGUUCCAGCAGGAGAGCGGUUAUAUGGCAGAUACCGACGAGCCUUUCCAACAGAAAAGUUCGAUGUCGUCCAUGCAGAAGAGUUUUGGUAAACACGAGUCCUCUUCGUCAACGUCUCACAUGGAGUCGCGUUCUUCUUACUCGGAGAGUCGAUCGGAGUUCUUCGAGAGCAAGAGCUACGAGAGCCGUCAGCAGCAGCAGCAGCAGCAGAAAAUGGAAUCCUUUUCUCCGUCUGUGACGCCAGUCGCGAAGCAACCGCCUCAGCAACGAAGCACCGUUGUGGAGAAGAGUUAUUCUUCUUCCACGGGCACCUGCCCAUCGAGAUUCAUGUCUGCGAAGGAAACUGUUUACACCACGGAUCAAUCGCAAAAGAAAUUCGAGACAGCGAAGAAGAUCCUGCCGCCCUCUCCGAGUCCUUCCAGAUUCGUGAAGUCCGAAUUUCGCGAAAGCGACUACGAGAGCGACUACGACGGCAGAAUACCGCCCCUUUGGAAACCGCGAGGUUACGAAAGCGACGAUCAGUCUUUCAGACCCGUGAAACCCCAUCUCGCUGGUCCAGGAAAGCCGAAGGAGCCGCCGGCGCCGCUGAUCGAAGAGAUCUCGACACACGGCCAGAAAACGAAGGAGCUCGAGAAGAAGGUGGAAAAGACGAUCACCACCCCGACGAAACCCAAAACGGUUCUUCUACCUGGUUCGCCGCCUGAAAUGGCGUACGCACCACCGCAGCCCAGGCCGACCUAUUACGAGGCUCGCGCAGGCCCACCUUUACAUAACGCCAUCGGCACGGAGACCAAGAAGACGGUCAGGAUGGACGAAUCCACGGAGAACAGCCGAAGAGUGGUCACGGUGGAGCAGACCAGUCGGGUGAUCAAGUUCGGAGACGGUCAGAAAACACCUGCUGACUUCGCCAGCUUCGACACCCAGAAGCCGAAGCUUCAGGAUCACUUCAAGGUCCCCAUGCCGAAGAAGUUCGUGCAGGGUCAGUUCAGGGAGUCUGACUACGAGAGCGACAUCGACACCAGGAUCAGACCGAAGUGGACUCCUUCCGACAGCGACAAGGAGGAGCCUAGGUACAGAAAGGUUCAGCCACCCUCUGCCAAGUCGCCCAGGUCCUCCAGCGCGCCUGUCAGACAAGAACACGUGGUGUCGCCGAUGGAGUUCGACACUGGGCCUCCAGCGCUGAGGAAACAGACCUCAAUGACGCAGCUGAGGGAUGAAAGUAGAACGAGAAAGAUCGAUACUCGGGCGAAAGUGCAGAGGGAUUUCACGUCCAAGAGGGACGAAACGCUGAAGCCUGGCUCGCCGCCUGAGUUCGGAUACGUUUCCAGGACCGACGUGAGGAAAGCUGCCAAUAACGUCGCGUCGCGUCACAUGACCGACAUGACCAGCAGCUUCAAGUCGAAAACCGAGAGAUUCGUCAACGACAUCCAGUCGGAUCUGAAGCAGGGCAAGCCGAUCCUGAAGCAUCCAACUGACAAUCGAGCCAGCGACGGCGACGAGCCACGAACAUACAGAGAGGAAUCUCGACUCUCGGAACACGGAACGAAGCAAAUCGAUCCAGACACCGGACUGAUAUACUUCAAGUACGACUUCGGCUACGAGUUCGGGAUCGUGUUGCCCGGCGAGGGAAAGAAGACGGUGACCAGCACUAACAGGACCAUCCAAGGUCAGAGACGCGCCAGUGACAUCGAGGUGCCUAUAGUUCACGAGUUCACCACGAGAAAAGAGAACGGUUUCGCGAAGAGGGCCAACACGGCUUCGUCAGGUCGACAGGGGAAACCUGCCAGCAAAUUCGGCACGUCGAAGACCGUCAAGUGGGAGCCCACGUCGGAGAGCGAGUUCUCCGAAGCGGAGGACAUCAGAAACGCCAGGAAAAGGCAUCCUGACGGUGGAAACACGAUGGCCCCGCCUAGCCUUGUCAUACCAUGCUCACCAUCGCCAUCCAGAUGGGAUCACACGACGCCCAGUCCGCUUUCCCUGAGUCCAAGCUUACCGAGUCUCUCCCCAAGAUACAGUAGUGCCACUGGACCACCCAGCAACGUCGAUUCCGCAGGAUCACCGUGGCCAACCACCAAUGGAGUGGCCUCGAGCAAAGAAGUGAUUCAGCCUUACCUCGAAAUACUACCGAAGAAGGCUCCACUUUUUAUCACGCCACUGAGGGACAUCGCGGUGGUGAGUGGACAAACAGCAAGAUUCGAGUGCAUUGUUCAAGCUGAGCCGCAGCCGAACAUCCUUUGGUCCAAGGACGGUCGUAUCGUUGAAAAUUCAUCAAGCUAUGAAAUCCAUUAUCGGAACGGCGUUUGUCGUCUAACCAUCGUGCGAGCCUUUCCUGAGGACGCUGGCACAUACGCGUGCACAGCAACGAAUAGCUUAGGUUCGACAGUGACUUCUGCCACUUUGGAGGUGCCAGGUAACAGACGAUCAGUAUACGCGCCUAUUUAAUAAUGGUCGAGAGGGGAUUUAAUAAAAAAAAAAAAAAAAACAACGCAAUCUAAUACGAAGGUGGUGGAACAUUGGGGGCCUCUUAACUUCGAUCGGCCGUAAUCACGCAUUCGCAUUCACUUUGUGUCAUUGAUCUUUUGUCUAUCACGAAAAUCAAAAUGAAAACUAAACAACGAAUACAUUUCAAUUGAUAUUGUUAAGAAAAACUUCGAUAA